UUUGGUGAAACGGAGCCUCUGUACAGUGUACUCUUUCUCUCUCUCUCUCUCUUUUCUUUCUUUCUGCUAAACAUAUCGGCUCAGAUUAUAUAUAUACCUCGAUCUACUAGAUCUAAACACUAAGCUCUGUUGAAAUAUUAAGUUGUUUGGGGGAUUUUAAACAUUGGAAGAUAGUAAAGAGAGCCCGAGGAAGAGGAGGAGGAGUGUGGACGUGGUCCGGAUUGAGCUCGGAUGAUGAAUGGUUGUAAAUAAAGGAGGCAGCGCUGAAAAACAUCCUGUAUAAUAUCACGGAUUUUAAACUAUUAAACAUCUUCGAGGAAAAGCCAUCCGGUGCUGUUUUAACUCGAGGGUUAAUACCCCCAGAAGAUCUCCAUGGUCUUUGCUCCGGCUUGAUACGAAGACCUCGAGAAGAACACGCACGAAACCAGAGCGCUAAUUAAAAAAAGCCGAGCAGUGAAAUAUCGCGAGAUUUCGUUAAGAAACCAACUUUUAACGACCUCAUCGUUAUCAUGUCGGUUCUGUCGGUCGCGGAACUGAGUCGAGGCGGCCUGAACGGCGUGAUGACGGAGUUCCAGGAGAAGCUCAGGCAGCAGCAUGAAAACUCCAUGCACACGGAGCUGGAGAAGCUUCUCUCCUCUGCCAAGGGUGCCGAAGCUGAGAUCUCCAGGAAAGAUUUCGAGGGGUUUAAGCAGCUGUUCCACAGGUUCCUCCAAGUGAAGGGUCCCUCUGUGGAAUGGCCCAAGAUCAACAGACCUCCUGAGGACUCGAUCCAGCCGUAUGAGAGGAUCCGGGCGAAGCAGUUACCUGAGGGCGUGGCUGCCAGUCUGAACAAACUGGCGGUGGUGAAGCUGAAUGGAGGUCUGGGCACCAGCAUGGGCUGUAAAGGCCCGAAGAGUCUGAUCAGCGUCCGCAGUGAGAACACCUUCCUGGACCUGACCGUGAAGCAGAUAGAGCAUCUGAAUAAAACCUACAACGCUGACGUCCCUCUGGUCCUGAUGAACAGCUUUAACACUGAUGAAGACACCAAGAAGAUCCUGCAGAAAUACACUCACCACCGUGUCAAAAUACACACCUUCAACCAAAGCAGAUAUCCCCGGAUCAAUAAGGAGUCUUUGUUGCCAGUGGCGACAAACAUGGGUCUGACGGGGGAGAACUCGGAGGCGUGGUACCCUCCGGGCCACGGGGACAUCUACGCCAGCUUCUAUAACUCUGGCCUGUUGGAUCAGCUCAUCUCUGAGGGCAAGGAGUAUAUCUUUGUGUCCAAUAUCGAUAACCUGGGUGCGACUGUCGACCUGCACAUCCUCAGUCACCUGAUGAGCCAACCAGCCGACAGGCGCUGCGAGUUCGUCAUGGAGGUCACCGACAAGACCCGUGCUGAUGUCAAGGGUGGGACUCUGAUUCAGUACGACAAUAAGCUCAGGCUGCUGGAGAUCGCUCAGGUUCCCAAAGCACACGUGGACGAGUUCAAAUCCGUCACCAAGUUCAAGAUCUUCAACACCAACAACCUGUGGAUCAGCCUGCCUGCUAUUAAGAGGCUGCAUGAGCAGAACGCCAUGGACCUGGAGAUCAUUGUUAACCCCAAGACUCUGGAUGGUGGUCUGAACGUGAUCCAGCUGGAAACAGCCGUCGGUGCUGCCAUCAAAAGCUUCGACAACGCUCUGGGCAUCAACGUCCCACGCAGCCGCUUCCUGCCGGUCAAGACCACCUCCGACCUCUUGCUGGUCAUGUCCAACCUGUACACCAUGGACGCGGGCUCUCUCACCAUGAGCGAGAAGAGAGAGUUCCCGACCACGCCGCAUGUCAAACUAGGCAGCUCCUUCACCAAGGUGCAGGACUUCCUGCGGAGGUUUGAGAGCAUCCCAGACAUGCUGGAGCUGGAUCACCUCACCGUGUCGGGAGACGUUACUUUCGGAAAGCAGGUCACUCUGAAGGGCACAGUGAUCAUCAUCGCUAAUCACGGAGACCGGAUCGACAUUCCAGCCGGAGCGAUGCUGGAAAACAAGAUCGUCUCCGGGAACUUGCGCAUCCUGGACCACUGAGACCACACACACACACGCAAACCAAAAUACACAGAUCUGCCUGUCCUUUAUUUAAUCUCUGAUCAACCUCAAGCCUGUUUAGUGUGUGUGUGUGCGUGUCUUGAAGAAUUUUAAAGCACUUAAGGCAUUAAAUGGCCCUUGUACUCAUUUAGAAUGUAAACUGUGAAGCUCUGCUGUUUUGAGGUGGAUUACAGAGUGCUGAUAGACUGAACACACACACACACACACACACACACUGAAGCUCCAAAUGUUGAUUGCUUUAGUUACUGAUCCAGGAUCUGAUGCACCUUCAUGGUGUUGGGAAUGUUGACUCCAGUCUAGUUAUUAUGCAAACUAAUGUGAAUGUAAACUGUUACAUGGACGUCCUACAUUUCAGACAUUAAAGUGCAAUAUGCAAUUAUAGCA
This is a messenger RNA of Hemibagrus wyckioides, 2444 nucleotides long. Its product is annotated as UTP--glucose-1-phosphate uridylyltransferase-like. Lineage: Eukaryota; Metazoa; Chordata; Actinopteri; Siluriformes; Bagridae. Gene Ontology annotation, biological process: UDP-alpha-D-glucose metabolic process; glycogen metabolic process. Gene Ontology annotation, molecular function: UTP:glucose-1-phosphate uridylyltransferase activity. The transcript is spliced from 10 exons. Gene Ontology annotation, cellular component: cytoplasm. The record is from RefSeq and is a predicted model, not a curated record. Bases 510 to 2039 code for a protein of 509 amino acids.